CGGACGAAAGUCUCUGACCCGAGACGGAAGGUUGUGCAACCCUCUGAUAUUUUACAUUAUCCAUGAUUGGGCUGCCUCGCAAGGGACUGAGUAAGGGGAUGAGUGAAUUCUACUAGAUCCUGUUUUCCGACAGAAGAGCGUACCAUCAACUUGUCCGGCUCAGCUCACUGGAAAGUACAAGAAGUCGUGAUCCGAGUCUGCUAUGGGGUAGUAAUCGGGGAACACCAAAUCCAAAAUCCAGUACCCCUGCACUAUCCUCUCAUUUAUCCUGCUAACAUAGCUGCACCGGAAAACUGAUUGAAAGGUCAACUCUUUACUCAGCACUGAUGGACCGCACCGCAGAUUCUCCCCUCGGGGACCAUGCUCUAGAGCAGAUUGCCAUUGUAGGCAUGGCAUGCCGCCUCCCUGGGGCCAUCACCUCCCCCGCAAGCUUUUGGGAUGCUAUGGUCAAUAAGAGAUCUGUUCAAACCCCAUCCGUGCCGAAAAGUCGGUUCAAUAUCGACGCGUUCUAUCACGAGAAUCUGAACAGACCGGGUAGUUUCGAUGCCCGUGGAGGCUAUUUUCUUGACGGCAGCCCUCAUGACUUCGAUCCAAGAUUCUUCGACAUGUCGCCAAUUGAGGCAAUGUGGCUCGACCCGCAGCAACGACGCAUUCUCGAAGUUGCAUACGAAUGCCUUGAAAACGCCGGUAUAACGCUGGACGAGGUGGCCGGAAAAAACAUCGGGGUGUUUGUGGGCUGUUUUACGUCGGACUACCAGCAAAUGCUUCAUCGGGAACCUGAUUUUCGUCAUGAAUAUUCCGCAACCGGGACCGAUCCUGGCCUGAUCAGUGCGAGAGUCUGUAAUGUUUUCGACUUACACGGACCAAGCGCCGUCAUCAACACUGCUUGUUCAUCGUCGAUCACUGCGAUCCACCAUGCGUGCCAGACACUGCGCGCCGGAGAAUGCGAUGGUGUAGUUGCUGCGGGCGUGAAUCUGAUCAUUUCAGUCGAUCAACACCUCAAUACCGCCAAGCUGGGGAUCCUGUCUCCAACGUCCACUUGCCACACGUUUGAUGCUGCCGCGGACGGAUAUGGCCGUGGCGAGGGGGCGGGCGCCAUUUACCUGCGCAGACUCUCCGAUGCAGUUCGUGAUGGCAAUCCAAUUCGAGCAAUCAUUCGCGGCUCAGCCGUCAAUACAAAUGGAAAGGCCAAAGAUCAGGGUAUUACCCACCCAAGUCUCGAGGGCCAGGAGCGAGUACUUCGGACUGCUUAUGAACGGGCUGGCCUGGAUCCAACUGAGACGCUUUAUGUUGAAUGCCACGGAACGGGCACACCCGUUGGAGACCCUAUUGAAGUCCAUGCCAUUGCUAGAGGAAUGAAUGAUCGACGGAGCUGCGAGCAGCCUUUGCGGCUGGGAGCAGUCAAAGCGAAUAUUGGUCAUAGUGAGGCUGCAUCUGGUAUCUUUGCUGUGAUCAAAGCAGCUAUGGUCGUGGAGUCCGCUGUCAUGCCAGGGGUAGCAGGGUUCAACCUGCUCAACCCAGCCAUCAAAGAAACAGAGUGGAAUGUAAAAAUAAACGUGGAUACUACGCCGUGGCCUGAGUGCCCACUGACUCGGCGGGUUGGUGUAUCAUCAUUCGGCUAUGCUGGCACCAACGGCCAUUUGAUAUUGGAGGCCGGGCACUCUGGCCACGGGCAGGAAAGGUCCACAGCAGGAUAUACGUGUUCUUGCAUUAACGAGGUUCUAGUAUGUUUUACAGCCCACGACCGAGCUACCCUGGAGAGAAACAUUAGGGCUCACGCGGAUAUCGCCGAACGGUUUUACCUUCCAGACCUGGCCUACACCCUCAAUUGUCAUCGGACGCACUUUUCACACAGAGCCUUCACCAUCGCCCAAGACAGCGAAUCGAGGGAUUUCAACCUGCCGGCCUUCGAGUUCGGUUUGGCAGAAGCUCCUGCCCAGAUUGCCUUUGUUUUCACGGGGCAGGGGGCCCAGUGGCUUGGAAUGGGAAGGGAUGCUAUGUGCAUCUUGCCUACAUUCUCCGCAAGCAUUAGGUCUCUGGACAAGUUCCUGCAGAAUUUGCACCCCCCAGUAGCAUGGUCCAUAGAGGAGUCCUUACUAGGGAACAUCGAUUCGGAACGUUUGAUCGAGCCCGAUGUUGCACAAGCAUUAUGUACAGCAGUUCAGAUUGCUAUUGUCGACCAGCUACGGAAAUGGGGGAUUGUCCCAUCUGCUGUGGUCGGACACUCAUCUGGGGAGAUAGCCGCAGCGUAUGCAGCCGGUUUGUUAUCUGCCUUGGACGCUUUUAAGACCGCUUUUUAUCGAGGACUUGCAGUUUCACAAGAGAGUCCCCAAGGAUCGAUGCUUGCUGUGGGUCUCGGGGUCGAGGCGAUCGAGUUCUAUGUCCGUGACACGGAUGUCGUAAUUGCAUGCGAGAAUUCCGCCGAGAGCGUGACAUUGAGCGGCCCAGCGAGUGCAAUUCAGCAGGCCCAAACCAAGCUUGCUACUGCAGGGGUAUUUGUGAGAGAGCUGACAACAGGCCGGCCUUAUCACUCGCCAGCGAUGAAUGUCAUGGGUCCAGUCUACGAACAACUUCUUACAGAGGGCACUCCGGAGAAUGAUUCAUCUGCAACCCCACUACGACUAUCGAAGGUCCCAAUGGUCUCUUCUGUAACGGGACUUCAGGUCCAUGAGACGGACCUUAAACCCAGAUACUGGGUAGAGAAUCUAACCAGCCGGGUUCGCUUCCAUGCAGCGGUAACGGAGUUGUGCACCAUGGAAGACCUGCAGGGAUUGAAUUACUUGGUUGAGAUUGGACCUCAUCCAGCCCUUGCUGGACCGCUGAAGCAGAUCACGACGGGCAACAAGCUCACAUCGCAUAUCAAGUACAUCCCGAGCUUUGUCAGGGGAUCUAAUUCUUGCAAUGACUUGCUGAGGACCGCCGGACGGCUGUUCCUCGCCGGAUACAAUGUCAGCUUGAAGGACAUAACUGACGAUCUAUCCAACGAGCAAAGGCCUCGACUGCUGGUUGAUUUGCCACCGGUGAGCCUGGAACAGCGUGAAGAAUCAAGUCCUCGACAUGAUCUGUUGGGAAGGCGAGUUGCCGGCCUCUCCAAUGACACUUGUGUUUGGAAAAAUAUUCUACGAGUUCGGGAUGUGCCAUGGUCGAGGGACCAUCGCGUUGGAAAGGAGCUUUUGCUGCCCGGUGCUGCGUACCUUGCCCUGGCUAUUGAAGCCUUGUGGCAAAUUAGCGAUAUGCAAUUUAGCAGUAAGGGUGUCUGUUUGAAACAGGUUUCUUUCCAACAGGGGCUUGUGGUACCGGAGAGCGAUCGCGGAAUUGAGAUAGUGACCCGAUUGCUGCCUCAGAGUCAGAGUGAACCAGGCUGGUAUUCGUUCACCGUCGAAUCUCAUCUUGACAAGCACUGGACCACCCAUUGCAGUGGUUAUAUAUCGGCAAACAAGAGACCCCCCCAAGGAGAUGCGCGAAUAAAUGAUCAUAUUGUCGAGACUCUCCACAACCGCACUCCGCCUAGCAGGUGGUAUCUGACAUUCGGCCGAGUCGGGGUUGAUUAUGGCCGCUCCUUUCAGUGCUUGGGAGAGGUCAGAUCCAAUCACCGGGACUUUGCAGCCGCGAGUAAGGUCGCCUUGAAGACAGAUUGUGGCACGAUGACUGGCGAGUCCAGGUACAUCUUGCACCCGGGAACCAUCGAUACCUGCCUCCAGCUUGCCAUCAUCUCAUUCGAGAAAGGCCGAUACAAUGUCAUGCCAUGCAGCACACUCCCGCUACGAGUUGAGGAGAUGGCUAUUACCUCUCCUGGGGAAGAAGAACAGGGUGAUGCGUUCGCUUGGACGGACGAGUGCCAGAGCCCCUUCUUCCGCUCCAACAUACAACUUUUCACCGCGCGUGGUCUCCCUAUCCUGGAGUGUAAGGGGGUUAGGUUCAAGGAGCAGGAACUGAAUUUGAGUAAACAGUUGACAACAGUCAUUCCAGGCCAACAGUACAUGCAAACCGAGUGGAAACCAGACAUCGACUAUACUGAUGAGAUUCUGAAAAAUACACCAUACAAAUCACUUCCAGACGCCGUGGUGGAAUUAAUCAGGCUUAUUGAUCACAAGCGGCCAGUUCAAAGAGCCUUGCUCUUUGAAGAAGAUGACUGUGACCUUAUUGAAGCCGUGGCGUCUCAGUUGCCCGUCGGUAGCCUGACAAUUGCGGAAACAUCUGCAGGGAAGGUGGAAGAGGGAUUGCCGGUCGCCAGGGAAAAUAACAUAUCGAUAGUCCCUGUCUCGCCGCAUAUUGCUGAGUGGUCAUCAAGCCUGCCCACCAGUCAAGAUCUUAUAAUUGUCAGAGACCGACAGAGCUCAGAGAUGACCCAAGCCCUGCAUGCUAUGCUAAAACCCGGUGGUCGUCUGUUGAUACUGCGAAAUGGGAACAUACCGGAGCACAGAUGCCUUGACUGCUCUUGCAGCUUCUUCGAGCCAGUGCUAGAGCUCUCUAUCUCAGGCUUCAAUCUGUUGCUCUCUCCAGAGUUGAACAAUGGAGAGAGCCGAGAAUCGGAGAAAACAUUCACAAUUGUGGUCAAAGAGAACAAAGACCAGUUUCUACUUAGAGAGCUCGUGGAGGAGCUAGACGAUCAGAUAGAGACGGUGAAUUUGGAGGAUCUCUGCGAUCUUGGUAAUGUGCCUCAUGGACGCAUAGCCAUCUUCGAUGUGGAUGGAAGUAUUCUCACUGACCUUACCGAGGCGCAGUUUGAUGUGGUCAAGAAAUUAGCCCUAUCCGAGGGAAAUGCUUUUAUCUGGGUUACCUUCGGGGUUCACCAAGGCCGCACUGUCGAAGGCGGGUUGAGUUUGGGAUUUCUGCGUGGAAUCAGAUCUGAGCAUCCCGCAGCUCAGAUUGUAUCAUUAGAUGUGGACUGGGAAGAGACGGCUCCGAACAUUGGGCGGGCUAUGACAGCAGCCCUGGGAGUCGCAGCUCCUCGGUCUUUGGGUUCUGAGACGGAGUUCUGGCUUCACAAUGGUGUCCUGCACAUUAGCAGAAUAACUUCAUGGGCAUGCCCGGGUACAUCCCGCGACCGACAGACUGUUGAGCUGCCGUUAAAUACGCCAUUGAAGAGCGAGUAUAUCAACGGGGUGUUGGUUUUUAAAGCCGAUGAGGAAGUUCAAAGGGGCCUCGAAGCGGAUGAGAUGUGUGUCCAGGUGGAGAUGACCGAGUUCCAGGCUACUCAACACCGCACCGAGCAGCCUGUGAUUGUGGUCGGUCGCUCUCUGGAUAACGACAACGAAUCUACACCACGGGUAGUGACCUUUGCAACCCAGAAUGGAUACUCCACCAUUGUGAGGGCAAGGAGAGAUGCGUGCUUAGCUUGUGAAGACCUUGGCCCAGCACUUCUGUGCGCCACCCUUCCCUCCUUAUGUAAGGUCCUUAUUUCGAUGGAGUGGCUGGGACGAGCUCAGAAGAAUGACCACAUUGUGCUUUUGCACAUGCCGCUACCAUUUGUGCAAUUGGCGGCACUGCUCUGCCAGGACCUGGGAGUCCAACUUACUGUUGUUGUAGAGGCACCUGAAGAGAGAGCCCGAUUUCAUCGAGACUCCCUACUUGGCUCUGUCUCGAUUAUCGUGGUUCAAGACCCAUCUGUAUAUUGCAAGACAGCCCUUGUCAAAGGUACGGGCAAACCGUCAUUGGUUAUUUCGGAAUCCUUGUGGGCUCUUGCUCGGGAGGCAUGGAAAUGCAUAUCGACGGCAGGUCGAUUUGUCUUAUGCGAUGGAGAGGUGGGAGGGACCCUUGAUCCAACGCCUUUUACCAGAGGUGCUUCUUUCCUAACUAUGGGUUAUGAUCCCCUUGCUCUAAGACCGGAGGGGGCGGUUGAGGUGUUACAGGAAGGACUGGAAUUCAUCAGGCAGAACAAGGACAUCUGGCCGUCCGGUGCACAGGUGUACAGCAUUGACCAACUGCCUUCUCUGUCCAGCAGCGAACUGUUUGUCCGUUCAGAUAACGAAGGUAGGGCGGUGCAAUUUCGAUAUGGCGAAAGCACUAUCCAAGUUCAAUCGUCAGUUAGCCGCGUUUGGCUUUCUUCAGAGGCAGUAUACCUGCUGGUUGGAGGGCUUGGCGGAAUUGGCAGCAGUCUUGCUCGUUGGAUGGUCGAGCGAGGCUGUCGACAUUUCGUCUUCGUGUCACGCUCUGGUAUGAAACGGCCAAAGGCAGCGGAGACUGUCAAGUGGAUUGAGAGAACUGGUGCGUCGGUACAAGUCUUUCAGGCCGACGCUGGCAACGAGGCGGAUAUGAGGGCCAUUGUCGCUCGCGUGACGAAGAAACAUCAAAUCCGCGGCGUGGUGCAUGCUGCAAUGGUGCUGCAGGAUGGCAUGUUGCAUGGAAUGACGACAGCACAGUACAGCGCUGCCGUCACUGCCAAGCUUAAAAUCGCCCAGGUCCUUCACUCUGUUCUUUCAAGCACCCCCUUGGACUUUUUCAUUAUGACCAGCUCGAUCUCAGCUACUGUAGGCACUCCGGGCCAGACCAACUACAAUGCCGGCAACAGCUUCUUGGAUGCUUUUGCAAGAUAUCGUCGGUCUCUUGGGAUACCGGCCUGCUCUUUAGCGCUGUCUAUGCUUCUAGACGUCGGGGUCGUGGCGGAAAACGAGAGUAUUGAGGACUAUCUUCUCCAAUUGGGGUUUUAUGGGAUUGACGAGAUAGAGAUGCUAGAGGGGCUUGAAAUUGCCAUGUCUCCCAGCAGUCCCAGCCAUAUUAUCCUGGGGCUUGAUCCCUGUCGUCUGCACCAGUCUGCCACGCGCAUGUUUUGUCAUGGAGAUGCUCGUCUGCGUGGGGUGCAACGAGACCUGGAUCUCUUGCAAGUGUCAUUGCCUUCCGCCAAGGGCAUUACUGGGCCGCAGGUUACCAAAGACUCGCAGGAUUAUGAAACAUGGGUGGCGUCUGUUGGUGAACAGAUUAUGCAGAAAUGUGCUGAUGUGCUGGGGCGUGAUAUUGCGGAGAUUGAAUUCGAGCGAGGGUCAAUAGCCUCGUAUGGUCUGGACAGUGUGAUCAGUGUGGAACUGCAACAGUGGCUGAUUGCAGAAUUUGGGUUGGAAUUGAGCUUCCAUGCAUUCACUGCACCUGAUCUGACCUUUAAAGUGCUCACGGAACGAGCCAUCCGUUAUUUGAGUGGUUUUAACCAGACAUGACCUGCAUGCCAAGGAAGUGAUGAGUAUGACUGAAUAACAUGUUCACAUAUACUGGGUUGGUAAAUUUAAGUACCAUGCCAGAUGUCGUCCAUGAGACUAAUCUAGCAUUCUAGAGAAUAGAUCUUUAUUUCCAUGAAGCA
Aspergillus sclerotioniger CBS 115572 is the source of this 7291-nucleotide messenger RNA. Its product is annotated as type I polyketide synthase. The coding region runs from base 327 to 7151 and encodes 2274 amino acids. Lineage: Eukaryota; Fungi; Ascomycota; Eurotiomycetes; Eurotiales; Aspergillaceae. The record is from RefSeq and is a predicted model, not a curated record. Gene Ontology annotation, molecular function: 3-oxoacyl-[acyl-carrier-protein] synthase activity; fatty acid synthase activity; phosphopantetheine binding. Gene Ontology annotation, biological process: fatty acid biosynthetic process; secondary metabolite biosynthetic process. The transcript is spliced from 11 exons.